AUGUUCUUUAGUGAAACUCUAUUUCCCGAAAACUCUACACAAGACCAAGGACCUUCUACCCGGCCUGAUUAUUCAACAAGAUACAAGUCACGGAAGAAUAAGCACCAGCGCAAGAAACAAAAGUUAGUCGGAGAGCUUGAAAAGGAAUACGAGGAUCUAUUAAUAUUUGGAUACGAGUCUAAAGUAUUUAAAGAUGACGAAAUGGCACAGAAAGUCAAUACUGGAGAGUUGUUAAUACCGUGGAGGGGUGAGACGCAGAAUGUUAUUUUGUUGGAUAGAUAUGAUGUACGGAAUCUUCUUGACGAUCGUGGACAGUUCCGUAAAGGAGUAUAUACAUUAACAAAAACGGUAGAGGAAAUUGAAGAAGACCGAUUGUGUGAGGAAGAGCGGUGGGCUGAUUUGGAUUCGGAUGCGGAAGAUUUAUAUUAUUUGGAGGAGGAAGAGAGGGAGCCUUAUAUUGAGGAGAAGCGAAGACAGAAGCAGAGAGCAGCAGAGGGGAACGAGAUUAGCUAUGAUUAUUCUGAAGGAGUUGAAAAACAAAACGAAUGCAAAGAGGGAGAUGAAGAAGGGCCGAAAGAUGAGAACCAAUCUGCAACUGGGGAGGCUUAUGUAGCCAAAUUUACUGUUCCUGAGGGAAUGGCAACAGAGGAAGAAGAAGAACAUCAUAUGAAUCAAGGGGCAUUGAUUUGCUCCAUUCUUAUGAUCUCGUUAAUUGGAUCUCCAUACACGUUCUAUCGGGCUGUCUUGAUGCAUCCGUCUGACCAGCGUAUAGAUGAAAUCGUCGAACGCACAGCUAGGUUCCUCAAUACGAGCAAUGAUGCACAGAUGGAAAUAGUCAUCCAAGCCAAGCAAGCAAAUAACCCUAGCUUUUCAUUUUUAAACAAAGACGAUCCGUUAUAUCCUUACUAUCGUCAUGUACGGGUGCAGCUAAGGAUUGGAUUGUUCGAUUAUGGUGGUAGCGACAAUGAAGAUGAGGUUGCGGCUGCUGCAGUCGAGGGAGGGGAAGAGUCGGAGGAUAAGAGGAAGGAUGCAGAGGUAAAGAGCGAGGGUGAAGCUGAGGAUGAUGGAGAGAAUGAAAACGAAGACAAGAAAAAGACAGAGGAGGUUACGAAAGAUGGGAAUGAAGUAGCAGAGGAAGAAAAACCAGAGACGAGUGAUGAGAAUAGGACUAUACUCGAUGCUCUCGACGAUUAUUAUUUGGAAUUCUGUGCCACGUCCGAAACUCCAUGGAGAUCAAAGUCACGAGGGAUAUCCAAACACAUUGGACCUGUCGUUGUUCCGCCUCUAGAUGUGCGAGAAAUAAUCGACAAAACAUCCAUGUAUGUUGCAAGAUGCGGGCCCUGUCUGGAAACGAAAAUACGGGAGAAACAUAUAUAUGAUUCCAAGUUUAGUUUUCUGUUGCCAUGGGACCAAUUCUAUCCUUACUAUAAGCAAAAGAUUGAAGAUGAGAGAGCCAUCACUGAUGCUGAAUGGCGACAGCAAAAGGAGGAGCAGCAAGACACAACAAAGUUUAAAGAGUGGAUUGAUCUGUCAGAGCAGAAUGGGGUGCACCUGCAGAGAGGGGAUAAUAGGAAGCGUUUGAACGUAAAUGCAUUUCCAGAGCAGAGGGACAACAACACACUGGGAAGGGAUAGAUCGGUUAUAACUAUCUGUUAUGAUUUCAGCAUCGGUCAUCACUGUGCGUCAACCGGCGGUGCAAUACCUCUUGUCCUACUAUUCAGCCCUGCAAGCGCCACGGAGUAUGAUCAUAGAACAGUUCAAAACUCGGAAUUUGCGCGCAUUCCCAUAACCUGCUCAUAUUCCUCGGCGACCAUAACUCUCACUCAGCGGAUCCAUCGACUAUAUCAGUUCAAAGAAAUAGUUGGGCGCUGUGAUGGUCGCCCGGAAGAAGUUGACAAUUGCCAAGAUGUAGGAGCUUGUAUCGACAUGCGAGAAGAGCGUUCACUCCAAGAGAUGUAG
Paraglomus brasilianum is the source of this 1959-nucleotide messenger RNA. Lineage: Eukaryota; Fungi; Glomeromycota; Glomeromycetes; Paraglomerales; Paraglomeraceae. The record is from the annotation of a GenBank genome assembly.